Morus notabilis is the source of this 776-nucleotide messenger RNA. RefSeq lists its product as uncharacterized. The record is from RefSeq and is a predicted model, not a curated record. The transcript is spliced from 2 exons. Lineage: Eukaryota; Viridiplantae; Streptophyta; Magnoliopsida; Rosales; Moraceae. The coding region runs from base 204 to 614 and encodes 136 amino acids.
GUACUCAUGGGCAGCAAUGUUUCUUGUAAGGUCCUAAGAAUUGGAUCUGUAUAGCUGAAGAUGUGGAAUGGAUCAAUCAAGAUUCUACUAGAAGUUAAAUAUAUUUCUGACUUAAAGAGAAAUUUAAUGUCUCUAGGAAUGAUGGAUAAAAACGGAUAUUGCUACGAGGCUGAGAACGGUGUUCUGAAGGUGAUAAGGGGGCUAUGGUAGUCCUGAAAGGUAAUCUGCAUCAAGGGCUAUAUGUGCUGCAAGGAUCCACUGUUACUGGUGAAGUUGCAGUCACAGAAUCAAGGAGUGAUCAGACACAGCUCUCGCAUAAGAGGCUCAGACAUAUGAGUCUCGAAGGACUACAAGAGUUGGGCAAACAAGGAUUGCCGGAUCCCAAACAGAUUGGUGACUUGGACUUUUGUGAGAACUGUAUCUUAGGGAAGGCACACAGGCUGAGAUUUACCGCUGCAGUACACAGAACUAAAGGCACCUUGGACUGCAUUCACUCUGAUUUAUGGGGAUCACCGAAGGUUCAAAAUCAGAGGAGAAAUCCUAACAGAAAGGAAAACUUUACGGUGCAUUCCCAUUUGUGGCCCACCGGUGGAGCAAGCGUUUUCGACUGCUAGAUUAAAAUUUUAAUGGUUAAAUUUGUACAAUUCGUAUAAAAAAUUUACAAAACAUCACAUAGAACUGUUCAUAGUGUAGAUAUGACCGUUGAACAAUUAAUUUAACGGUAAAACACUUGUUUUACCGGUGGGUCACAAUUUUAAAAUGUAUUGUAAAGAAAA